AAAACUUCCUCGUUUCCCUGCCCUCUCUCAGUCUCAGGCCUCCUUCCCCGUCCCCGCCACCAAAAACCACUCUCUUCUUUCUCUCUCCCAAAUCCGCGUUCCUGUUCCCACUUGUACUCAUUCUUUUGAAUUUUCUCUUACACGUAAGAAAAUAGCAAAAAAAAAAAAAAACCAGAGAAGAAAAGAAGGGUUUUCCGCGGCACCUGGUUUUCGUUUCACAGCCUUGUGUUAUUUAUUCCUUCCUACCCCAAACUCUAUCCACUCCCCCUUGUUGGAUCUAUCCAGUUCCGCACAUUUCUCGAAAAACUUAUUGGGUUUUCCUGUUUAUUAUGUAAUGGAUGUCUCGCUUUCUGGCAUGCUCAUAUUUAAGACGAAGGGAGAGUGGUGGUGGCGGUGGAGAUGGUAGAAGCUGAUCGGGGUCUCUGCUUAUUUCUCGGAGGGGCUGAUCCCAUUGAGUCACACAGUGACUAUAAGAAUCGGUAGGCUAAAGCGCUCCGCUGAGAUGGAGUUACUGUAGAUUUUGACCCUUAGAUUCGUGACGGGAAUAUCUCUCUCUCUCUCUCUUGCUCGUGUAGAGGAAAUUGGGAUCUGUCGGUUGGUUUUGGCAUUGGUGGUGUUUCUCUUGAGAGAUUUUUCUUUUUGUGGGGAUUGGAGAAGUUUCUUCUCGGUGGUGAUGAAGAUAGGGUGGAGGUUGAUGGAGGAGAAGAAGCGGGCGGUGGCCGGAAGAGAGGAUGAGGAAGGUAGCAGCGAGAUGGGCUGCCGGAGGAUGAGGCGGCGGAUGUCCAGGCCAUUGGUUCAGGAGGUGUUCGACCUCUGCAAGGACGUGUUCAGGGGACCUGGCAGCGUGCCGUCCCCCACCGACGUCCAGGAGAUGAGGCUCAUCCUCGAUAGGAUGACGCCUGCGGAUAUCGGGUUAAGUGAAGAUUUUUUCUUCAACAAUAAUAGGGCAGUGAAUGAAACUCCAAGGAUGAGAUAUAUGCACAUAGACGAGUGCGGAAACUUGUUUUCGAUUGGUGUCUUCUUACUCCCUCAAUCAGCCACAAUUCCCCUCCAUGAUCAUCCGGGAAUGACUGUUUUCACCAAACUUUUAUUUGGAUCAGUCCGACUCAGAUCAUAUGACUGGGUUGAACCAUUUGAACCAGAGGAUGACUUGCCUUCUCAGAUUGCCCUGGCCAAGUUGAAAGUUGAUGAUGUAUUCAGAGCCCCUUGCAAUGCUUUCGUCCUGUAUCCAGCUUCAGGGGGCAAUUUGCAUUGCCUGCAAGCUGUGACUCCAUGUGCGGUGCUUGAUGUGCUCGGACCGCCAUAUUCAGUUCAUGACGGUCGAGAUUCCACCUAUUAUCAGGAAUUUCCAUAUUCAAGCUUUUCUGGAGCAGCUCAUGUUGCAGAAGAUGAGACAGAUCAGUAUAGAUGGUUAGAAAAGAUUGAGCAGCCGAGCCUUCAAGUUGGUCCUGCAGACUAUGCAGGUCCGGAAAUCAUCAAGGGCUUUUAGUAGGCAAUGCAACAUCCAUGGUGGCUGCAUUAACUUAUCUUUACAAUAGCAGGCGCUCAUCAGAAGAGUUUACGAAAUGAAUUUUCCUUCCGCUUUUCUUCUGUAAACUUGGUCUUCUUUUCUUUCUUUCACUCAGUUCAUGUAAAAAAAUGCUUCUUUAUCUCAUGUUUUGGAUGUCUUUUCA
Nymphaea colorata (pocket water lily) is the source of this 1673-nucleotide messenger RNA. Its product is annotated as plant cysteine oxidase 2-like. The record is from RefSeq and is a predicted model, not a curated record. The transcript has 5 exons. NCBI's taxonomy places the organism in Eukaryota, Viridiplantae, Streptophyta, Magnoliopsida, Nymphaeales, Nymphaeaceae. Bases 674 to 1489 code for a protein of 271 amino acids. Gene Ontology annotation, molecular function: oxidoreductase activity, acting on single donors with incorporation of molecular oxygen, incorporation of two atoms of oxygen.